AUGCUCGUCUCAAGCCUCGACGCCAAGGUCCGGCCACUGUCCAACACGAGCCUGGAAAAGUCCAGCCUGCUGGGCGCCGCGCGCAUCUACGUGAGCAAGGACUCGCUGCUGUCCCUGACGGGCACCCUCGAGAACGGGAGGCACUGCCUCGUCACGCGCCUGGAGAGCCCCGGCCAGAAGGAUGCCGAGGAGGACCAGGGCGAGAUCCAGCGUGAGGCCUCGCUGUGGAUCUUGCCCGAGAAGAACCUCAGUCCCAACGUCGUCAUGAUGACCCGCGCCUUUCAGGAGGCCACUGGCUUCAAGCUGGGCGAUCAUGUCCGCAUUACGCUCGCAGGCACUACGCCGGAUAUCGAAGAGGUUGUUGUCGAGGACGAAACUGGCGAGAAGGCAGAGUCUGGUCAGACCAGAAAGUAUCCUCUCGUCUGGGAGCCUGCCCUAAGUCUAUCACUCGAUCGCGCUGAACUGAUCUUCCCGGGCAUGAUCCUAGAAGGCGUAGCAAUCAACAAAGUGCGGCGGAAUUUCAAGGUUCUCUCCGUCAACUCACACGCCCACAGCGUCGCCCGCUUCAAAACUGAUACGUCCACCAUCCGUAUUCUCCAGCCCGGCGAAGAAGCUGGACCUGUAAUCGGCGAGCCCGGAGGUGACCUAGUUCUGACCGGCGUUCCUGGCUUUCCCGUACAAGUCAAGGUCAUCAACAGCUUCCUCAGGGGCUUUUGUCGUCCGUUCUACGCAAAGAAGGAACGCCAGUCAUGCGGAUUCAUUAUCCACGGUGGCCGCGGGACUGGAAAGACUUUUAUUAUGCAGCGAAUCGCCGCGACUAACUGGGGACGUGUACACUGGAUCAAGCCGUCGGACAAGCUCACGACUAUAAGAGAAGUAUUCAAACUCGCUCAAUCACAGCAACCGAGUAUUGUUCUCAUCGACGAGCUGGACGCCCUCAUCAACAAGGACCGUUCCAACCGCGACGCGGUCAUUGAGGCCAUCGGCGAGGAACUCGACAACCUUUCUGCCCUCGCCGCCGCUAACAAUGCUCUUCCCAAACUCAUGGUCAUUGCGACCUGCUUGGACUACUUCACCGACGUCCCUCCGAAACUACAAAAGCUCACUAGAUUCUGCAAGAACAUCGCCUUGCCUAUUCCACGGACUCUAGAGCGUCUUGAAAUCCUCAAGUUCGUCGAUCCGCCUAUCAAGGCUGAUGAGAAGGAACAGCUCCUCUUGAACAUGGCGGAGCGAACGCACGCGUUCAACCCCAACGAUAUUGGCAGGUUAGUUUCAAAUGCCAUGGAAAUAUUCGGCACCAGACUUGAUGAUGCCGGCGUCGAUGCUACAUUGGGCGAAGACCAUUAUCUUGUCAAAGCAGACAUGGAGAAGGCGCUGCGCAAUACUCGACCGACUGCCAUGAACGACAUCAACCUGAAUCCACCGACCAUCCACUGGCAAGAUAUUGGUGGCCAGCAAACGCUAAAGAAGGCCUUGACUCUCAUGGUCAAGUACACCAAGAACCCCGAGCGUUUCCUCCGACCCCCUGGCAAGGGCAUUCUCCUCUACGGCCCUCCCGGCUGCUCCAAAACUCUCUCCGCUCAAGCUACGGCCACUGAGUCAGGCUUCAAUUUCUUCGCAGUCAAGGGAGCUGAACUCCUUAAUAUGUACGUCGGCGAGUCCGAGCGUGCCGUCCGCACCCUCUUUGAACGUGCUCGCGCAGCUUCACCUUCCAUCAUCUUCUUUGACGAGAUCGAUUCAAUCGGCGGCCAGCGCACGGGAUCGGGUGGUACUGCGUCCCGCAACACCGGCGCCGUCAACAUGCUCACCACCCUGCUCACCGAAAUGGAUGGCUUCGAGACUCUCACAGGCGUGCUCGUCCUUGCCGCCACCAACCGCCCAGAGGCCAUCGACCCGGCUCUCAUGCGCCCAGGCCGCUUCGACCAGGUGCUAUACGUCGGUCCCCCCGACCAGGCAGCCCGCGAGACCAUCUUUACUGUGAACACGCGUGGCCUACCCAUAGCGGAGGACGUCGACAUAACAGAGCUGGCACGCCGUGCCGAGGGCCACUCAGGAGCCGAAAUCAAGGCCGCGUGUAACGACGCCUGCGUGAUAGCGCAAGGUUCUUUCGACGAUGAGGACGAGGGGCUUAGCAAACCUCAGGUCAAGAUGUCCGACUUAGAGGGAGCGUUAGAGCGGAUGCCGCGCAACAUUACGAAGCAUAUGAUUGAUGGAUACGAAAAGUGGUCAAAGCAGUUUAGAAAGCUUUAA
Ilyonectria robusta is the source of this 2250-nucleotide messenger RNA. RefSeq names its product P-loop containing nucleoside triphosphate hydrolase protein. The transcript has 3 exons. Bases 1 to 2250 code for a protein of 749 amino acids. Gene Ontology annotation, cellular component: cytoplasm. The record is from RefSeq and is a predicted model, not a curated record. Gene Ontology annotation, molecular function: ATP hydrolysis activity; ATP binding. NCBI's taxonomy places the organism in Eukaryota, Fungi, Ascomycota, Sordariomycetes, Hypocreales, Nectriaceae.